This is a messenger RNA of Meloidogyne enterolobii, 261 nucleotides long. Lineage: Eukaryota; Metazoa; Nematoda; Chromadorea; Rhabditida; Meloidogynidae. The record is from the annotation of a GenBank genome assembly.
AUGAAAACAAUUUUACCUUCUGAUAUUUGGAUAGCAGAUUUAUUAUUUUUACGUUCAAAUCGGUCUUUAAUUUAUACAGAAAAUGGGGAACCUUUAAUUACUGUUAAGCCACUGGAAUUGAGUCAAUUAUAUGAACAACUUUGUGGUUAUUUGGGUUGGCUUAUGAUUUACUUGACUGCUAUUAUUUUAAACUUUUUGCUGCUUAUCCUCUCACUUUUUGGAAAAAGACAAAUACGACAUAAAAAUAAGUUUUAUUUUUAA